This is a messenger RNA of Erpetoichthys calabaricus (reedfish), 1651 nucleotides long. Its product is annotated as interferon alpha/beta receptor 1a-like. Gene Ontology annotation, molecular function: protein binding. The transcript has 7 exons. The record is from RefSeq and is a predicted model, not a curated record. Bases 169 to 1248 code for a protein of 359 amino acids. NCBI's taxonomy places the organism in Eukaryota, Metazoa, Chordata, Cladistia, Polypteriformes, Polypteridae.
GCGUGGGAGCGGACCGCCCAGAGGCUGAGGCUGUGAUUGGGGUUCGUAGUCCUUUUAUUGAAGCGUAACGUGUGGCUCCUGUUGACAGCUGUGUGACUGUGCGUGUGACAACGGAGGAGCACCGCUGGUCGCGAUGACCUGAAGUGAAAGGGAAGAGCUGCGAAGAAGAUGACAUUUCCUAGCACGGUUUUUGGUCUUCUCCUGCUGUUCCAGGUGUAUCAAGCUGCUAGAAUUGUACCUCAGCCCGAGAACGUGAGGGUGGAGGCGCUGAACACCCAGUAUACUCUGAAGUGGGACUGGGCGCCGGACCUGUGGAAGCCUACUGUCUUCUUCACUGCCGAGUACAUCCCGGGCUUUGAUAAAGACUAUGGACCAGGAGAGUGGAAGCUGGUGUGCGCCAACACAACAAACACCCAGUGUGACUUUUCCAAGUAUUUUGACUAUUUUGGAAUCUACCAUCUGCGAGUGAAGGCUGUGGACAACGGGUCAGCAUCGGCGUGGGUGGAGAGGGAGUUUUGUGCAGAGAAAGAAGGAGAACUGAGCCCUCCCACCAUUACUGAAGUGAAGUCCACUGAAGGGAUGCUGGAAGUGCACCUUGAGGAGCCAAAGGACAACAAGAACCGCUCCAUGCGAGACAAAGUGCAGAUGAAGGUUCUGAUUCUCUACUGGCAAAGUGCUUCAAAUAAAGUGCUCAACAUCACAGAUAACAGCAUCUCCGUGGUGACACUUAAAGAUCUUACACCUUGGAAAAGAUAUUGCAUGAAGGCCAAAGUCUUUGAGGAAUUCUACAAGAAGGAAAGUCAGUUCAGCCAAGAUGUUUGUGCCACAACAACAAUUGGAGGUUCCAAUUUAUGGUGGUUUUCUCUGCUGCUGUUCAUUACGACUCUGACUUUGACCUUUGUUGUCAUUCUGCUUUGUUUCUUUUUGGGGCACAAAUCUUACAAAGUUGUGCGAUACACCUUCUUCCCAAAUUAUGAGCUUCCAGCCAACAUGCAAGAGUGCUUGUUUGACAACUCGCCGCCUCUCGCUUCGGUGCUGCUGUCCGCCGGCGAUGAAGCCGAGCUCUGCUGCGAUAAGGUGGCCGUCCUGCCCGAAGGCGUCCCCGACAUUUUGUGUUUUGCCGCGACAUCUCUGGAGACGGCUGCCAUCUCGCACUUGCGCCAGGGGAGCGAUGACUCGGGAGUCUACUCGGGCGAGGAGGGCUCUGGGAUCAAUGGAGGUGCAAGUAAACCAAAGGAGGUGGCGUGACAGUGGACACUGUGAAGACAAAAAAAAGAAAAUGGCCACAGUUCUCCUCCACUAAGGUGGACAGGCUGCAGCAGCUCGAACCGUGAAACGCAUUCUGCACUUGAAAUCAAAUUCUGAACGCUUGACUUCAGUUCCUGUGCCUAAGCUUUGCAGCCCACUUUUAUGUCUUAACGGGUUUCUACAACGUAGUCUCUACUUUUAUUUAUAAAGAUCACUCACAAGUCUGAUCGGAGAGGGCACUGGGAGACCCUGGCAGAAGAUGCCCAUUCUGUGUGGUCCCAACACCAAAUGUGGCCUUCCUUCCUGGAGUUCUUGUCUUAUACAGAAUGAACUGACGAGUUUGCGAUGCAAUUUUCUAUUUUUUUUAACCGAUAGCUGUGUAAAUAAAUAAACAAAUAAACAA